CACCGAUUCAGUCUUUGAGUCACAGCGCGCCGGGCAAGUCGCGAUUUCUUCCUUCGUUUUUGAUCCGCUGCUCGUGAGGGGAGAUCUUCCCGAUCCGUUGUGUGAGUGUUCAAGUCUGUGUGGUCACCAAACCGGGAUCGAGGGACCGUCGACGAGACAAGUGUGUGGUGCACCGACGACGACUCGUCAAUACAAAUCAACACCCGCCGAGCCGAAACAUGUCGGCGAGAUGGCUCUUACUGUUCCUGACGACGGCCGCCGCCAUAGCCUGCUACGUCCACGCGUGGCGACCCUGCCUGGAGCUGGACGCGUCGAUAAAACUACCCUGCCGAUGUAACAUUGAAGCAGUUGGCAACAACAGCCAGUAUGGAUUCAUCGCCGUCGACUGCGAACGAACCGCCCUCACGGGAGGAAUCCCGGCCGGCCUGCCGAUCAUCGCCUUCUCGCAUCGCAGCAGUGGACAUCAGGCGAUUCCAGAUCUAUCGAUGCUGAGUGCUUCCAUUAGGAGGUUGGAUUUCUCAAACAAUGGGAUCCGCAAUCUGCCGGACAAGGCCUUUUCGCCGGUCGGGGAAUACAUCACCGAGCUACGUUUGGCAAACAACUUGCUGGGAGAUAAUUUGAAUCCGAUCUUCUCGACCACCGAGCUGCAGACGCUGAAGAACGUGAAGGUGCUCGAUCUUUCCAACAACCAGCUGAUGGCGCUGGACGAAGGAGUCUUCAUCGGGUGUCGCAAGCUGCAGGACAUCCAGCUGGACGGAAACAAGCUUACCGCCGUUCCUGCGUCCUCGUUCAAGGAUCUACCCUCGUUGAGGAUCAUUUCGCUGCGCAACAAUCUGAUCGAGAACGUGUCCUCGGAUUCGUUUGCCUUCUCCAAUAAACUGGAGCGCAUCGAUCUGCGUUACAACAGAAUUCACAUGCUCAGGGCGAACGCUUUCUCCAACCUGCAGACGAUGAAGGAACUGCUGCUAGCAGGAAACUUGAUCAGUGUAAUCGACGAGCGCGCCUUCAUGGGUGCAGACAUGAUUCAGAAGCUUGAUCUUUCCGACAACUUGAUUGGAGAGUUCCCAACGGCCGCUCUCAGCUCGAUCGAGUCUCUGAAAGUGUUGAAUCUUUCGCUGAACAACAUCGAUAAGCUAGAAUCGAAGCAUCUGCAACAGCUUAGAAAUCUGCAGAUUCUCGACAUUAGCAGGAACGUAAUCGCAUCCGUUCUCCCAGGAACAUUCCGAGAGCAGAUCUUGCUUAAAUACCUCGACCUCAGUCUGAACUCGCUUCGAACGAUUGAAGAUGAUGCUUUUGAAGGACUGGACAAUCUGCAGACGCUGAUCUUGCGUGAUAACAACAUCCUUCUCAUCCCAGGAAGCGCCCUUGGACGACUUCCCCGACUAUCCAACCUGUACUUGGACUACAACCGAGUAGCUGCCCUGUCUUCCAGCAUCCUAAAGUCAAUCCAACCAGAAAACAUCAGAUACCUCUCACUAUCCCGUAACGUUAUCCGAGAACUUCCCGCCAACAGUUUCACUUCGUUCAAGAAGUUGAUCUACCUCGACAUUUCCGGAAACAGCUUGGGAGUGAUUAACGAGGAUACCUUCGCCGGGCUGGACAACACCCUGCUCGAGAUUAAGAUGUCGUACAACAAGAUUUCAACGUUCCGUAAAACCGUACUGCCAAAACUACGGAGGUUAGACAUUAGCUCGAACAGCAUCGAUGAUCUCGCCAUUGAUGCCUUCCACGGAUUGAGCAACCUCCUGUACUUGAACAUGAGUGGAAACGAACACGUGCUGCAGGUCACGCGAACCAUGAUCUACCCGCUCAACAAGCUGCAGGUUCUCGACGUAAGCAACUGUGGUCUGAAGGGAAUUCAACCCGACCUGUUCCACAACAACACCGAGCUAAGGAUCGUUUUACUCAGUCACAACCACCUGAAAAUGGUCGAUGAAAACACCUUCAUGAGCUUGAACAAUCUGUUCAACGUCGAUCUGUCACAAAACGAGAUCACCACUAUCAAACCUCGAUCGUUCAUCAACACUGUCAAUUUGCGAACGCUAAACCUGCGUGGCAACAAACUGACGGACUUCAAGGCCGACAUUUUCAACAGCGAAACAGCCAUGGAGACGCUGGAUCUGUCCGAUAACGAAAUCAGCACUUUUGCUCCCAGCACGUUCAAAAUCCACCCUCGGCUGCGAAAGAUCAUUCUUGCGAAGAACAAGAUCGAGCGGUUCAGCCCCGAUUUGGCCAACAUGUUGGACUUUUUGGAAGUGAUCGACUUGAGCGAGAAUCAGCUUACAAUCAUCGAUCAGCUGGACUUUUCGCGAUAUGCCAACCUACGAGAGCUUUACUUUGCUCAAAAUCAGAUCGAACUGCUGAACGACAUGGCGUUCCACAAUUCAACUCAGCUGCAAAUCAUUGACUUGAGCAGGAACCGUCUCGAGAGGUUGAGCGAACGAGCGUUCCUCGGAAUGAGCCGCAUCGAGAAGCUGGAUUUGAGUCACAACACACUUCAAGAACUGCCGGAAGGAAUCUUCGACAAGAGUCGGGUGAUAAAAGUUGAAAACAUCAUCUUGGCCAACAACAGCUUUCGAUCGAUUCCGUUUAGCGCGCUGAAGGAUCAGCACGACAGCGUUUACUCGCUGGACAUGAGCUACAACAAGUUGACGGACAUUCCAGCGUCGAAUGCCUACAUGGUUAUGGUUAACAUAAAGGAUGUCGACUUUUCGUUCAACUCUCUGUCAGAACAGGCCAUCAAAAUGCUGCUGGAGCAACCAAAGACGGUUCGCAAACUCAAUCUGGCCAGUACCGGAAUCGAGCGACUGCCGAUCCUUGAAACGCCCUACCUUCAGGUGCUAAAUGUAUCAAUGAACAACAUCAGUGCUGUUGGUGAUCGUGUGUUCGAUAAAACAACAUUGCUGGAGGUACUCGAUGUGUCUUCCAACCGACUCGAAAAUAUCGAUCCGUUGAAGUCGGUGUGGCCAAAGUUGACUCUGUUGAGCUAUCUCGACUUAUCGCGCAACCCGAUCAAAACGAUCAUGGCGCAUGCGUUCGAUUCGUUGGACGCACUGCGAACGUUGAAGAUCAAGGAUCUCCCGCAGAUUAGUCGUCUGGAGAAGAAUGCUUUCAAACAGUUGAGCAGUUUGUCCAACUUGGAAGCCUACAAUUUUGCCAAGCUCGGAUACAUUGAUGUGCAAGGAAUAAUCCAAGAGUUGCCUUCGCUGGCAUCGAUCGAUAUCGAGGUAAAGGAUUCGGUGCUAGAGUCCGAUCAACUGCAAGUAAUUGAUCACCCAAAGCUAACCCACCUGGGACUGUAUGGAUACAUGCUGCAGAGUAUGUCGUCGGGAAGCUUUGCCGGACUGAGAAAUAAAUUUUUGAGUGUCAGUUUGAAGAACACGUCCCUCUCAUCGCUACCACCGGCGUUGCUGUUGCCUUUGCCACGAUCGUCCCACAUUGAUCUGGACAUUUCCGGAUCGAAGAUCAGUACUUUGACGCAGCCCUUCCUGAGUUCGAUGGACGAUCGGAAGAACAGUUUAAGCAUUGCUGGAUUGAGUACUAAUCCGGUGCAGUGUGAUUGCCAGGCAAGGGCAUUCCGUCGGUGGAUUAUGGCCGCAAAGGUUAUGGAUGUACGCUGUUCCACACCAGACGCAGUCCGUGGACGAUUGUUGGUUGAAGUUGGAGAUAAUGAGCUGGUGUGCGAUCAGAAGAAAUCCUCAACGGCAACGACAGCUUCAACGACUACCCGAACUUCGACGAUCACUUUCACUAAUUAUACUGCAGGAUUCACGCAGGUCGUAACAAAGGCUACCCCAACGACAGAACAAGACAUAAUCUGGAGUGUGGCACCGACGGCCAAGACCAAGUCCAAGACGAAGAUGCCUCCGAUGAAGCAGAUGCCAAUUACAAACGACGACACCUUGAUCAUAGGAAUUGUGGGAGGAGUGAUUGUGUUCAUCUUCCUACUGAUCAUCAUUAUCUGCAUAUGCAGGUUGAAGAUGAACAGCGAUCCCUACCGGGGACCACCGAUUGGUAUGUCGACGAUGCAUCCCAACGGUAUGCAGGUCAACUACAAGAGCGGAAAAGGAACGCCCAUUUAUCCGAUCGUGGCUCCGUAUGGACAAAAUUACGCCACUCUCCCAUACAAGCAGAGUUCUUCUCCGGACACGCCGCAGCCAAGGCCAAACUAUUCGACGAUCGGUCGAAUUCCACACCAGUACCAGUACCAAAACCAGCACAUGAUGCCACCUCCAUCACACCACUCUGCAGCAUCUCUCCACUCGGUCCAUUCUGGUCAGAAUCCGUACAUGGCCUACCAGGAUGAUAAGGCCUACCGAUAGUCACCGGUUACGCAAGGCCGCCUUCAUCACCUCUCCACUGAGAUUUUCUUUUAGCUCUUAACUUAUUUAAAAUAACUGCUAAGUACAAUGUUCUUUAUUUUAAAAA
This is a messenger RNA of Culex quinquefasciatus (southern house mosquito), 4428 nucleotides long. RefSeq names its product protein artichoke. The coding region runs from base 219 to 4322 and encodes 1367 amino acids. Gene Ontology annotation, molecular function: protein binding. The transcript is spliced from 5 exons. The record is from RefSeq and is a predicted model, not a curated record. Lineage: Eukaryota; Metazoa; Arthropoda; Insecta; Diptera; Culicidae.